Molecule: messenger RNA, 1287 nt
Organism: Puccinia triticina
Lineage: Eukaryota; Fungi; Basidiomycota; Pucciniomycetes; Pucciniales; Pucciniaceae
Exons: 9
Coding region: 1-1287 (428 amino acids)
Biological process (GO): fatty acid beta-oxidation; medium-chain fatty acid catabolic process
Cellular component (GO): mitochondrion
Molecular function (GO): flavin adenine dinucleotide binding; medium-chain fatty acyl-CoA dehydrogenase activity
Source: RefSeq, a predicted model, not a curated record
AUGUUACGUCGAGCUAAUCUCAGAUUAUCGGUUUUCGGACGGCCUGCCAGAUUGUCUCUUGUAUCGCCUUCCAAGCCCGCCCAACUCUUUCGAUCUUACUCCUCAUCUCCUUCCGAUGACCUUCUGGCUGGACCUGUAAACUUCGCUUUAAGUGCCGACCAACAAGCUUAUCAAGAACUGGCCAGAAGAUUUACCGCGGACCAUGUCAUCCCAGUCGCCGCUGAAUAUGACCGAACAAUGGAAUAUCCAUGGCCAGUCUUGAAAGAAGCUUGGAAAGCAGGCUUAUUGAACACGCACGUCCCUGCAGAAUAUGGUGGGAUUGGUAUUGGGUUACUAGAGUCGGCGUUGAUUUCCGAAGAGAUUGCAUACGGUUGCACGGGGAUUCAAACUGCAUUCGAAGCGAGUGGAUUAGCACAGGCGCCGUUGAUCGUAGCCGGUAGCGAUGAACUGAAGCGCAAGUAUUUGAGCAUGCUGAUCGAAGAGCCUCUGGUGGCAGCCUAUUGCGUCACCGAACCGGGCGCAGGGAGCGACGUAGCCGGAAUCAAGACUCAAGCCGUCAAGACUGGGAACGAUUUCGUCUUGAAUGGCUCAAAGAUGUGGAUCACCAAUGGCGGAAAGGCCUCGUGGUACUUCGUCUUGGCUAAAACUGACCCCCAAGCACCCGUGCACAAGUCUAUGUCGGGAUUUAUUGUCGACGCUAAUUCGCCUGGGGUUCUUGUUGGGAAGAAGGAAGUGAACAUGGGUCAAAGGUGUUCCGAUACUCGCCAAAUAACCUUUGAAGAUGUCGUCGUGCCCUCCUCGAACCUAGUCGGUGCUAUGGGCGAAGGCUUCAAGGUAGCGAUGGCAGCCUUCGACAUGACCCGCCCGUUGGUGGCCAGCGGAGCUGUGGGAUUGGCCCAGCGUGCACUUUCAGAAGCCGUCAAGUACGCUCAGACCAGAAAAACUAUGGGCAAGCCGAUCAUAGAACACCAAUCGGUUAGCCACAUGUUGGCAGACAUGACGAUAGGUGUCGAGUCGGCUCGAGCGAUGGUAUGGAAAUCCACAUUCAUCAAGGACACUGGUCAUCGUAACACUUAUUAUGCCUCGAUCGCGAAAUGCUUGUCCUCUGAAGUAGCGGUGCGCAAUGCCGGAAUGGCCGUCCAAAUCUUUGGCGGUGCUGGCUUUAACACUGAAUAUCCGGUAGAGAAGUUGUAUCGAGAUAGUAAGAUCUUUACUUUGUACGAGGGAACAUCUCAAAUCCAAAGAUUGAUUAUCUCCAAAUUUUUGCCGACUAUGUACCCUGUUUAA